ACGAUCACAUACGAUCGCUAUGCUAUUAAUAUUGAGCAUGAAACUCGCCUAUUUUUACCUCAGGGAACUAUACUCUACUUGAGACUUCGGGCUCCUAUACCUAUAGCCUGGCCCGGAGAUGCUGUGUUAUCAACGAGCUGCGCAACAUUCAUGCGCCUCGACAUACAAAGGGUUCAGGGCUGACUGUGCACGAUAACAGCCUUGGCGCUGAUUUUUAUCAUUACUGGACUAUAUAAAGUCUCGACAUCGACGUCGUCAUACCCCUAAACGCCUUUCUACUACGCUUACGAACCGCUGCAACACACUAUCAUGACAGAAGCCCUCGAAAAAUAUUUGACGCUCUCAGAUGGAAGGAGAUUAGCUUACGCAGACAUUGGAGAUCCAACGAGCUCCCUUGUUAUUGUCAUGUACCACGGGAUAUUUGGUGUUGGAAGAGCGACUCGCCUUUCCCCGGCCUUGCGAGAACUAGGCAUUCAUUUUGUUUCGCCCACUCUUCCUGGGUGGGGUACCUCUGACAUCCGCCCUAAGGACCUACCAUAUCCUGUCUGUUUAACAUCCGACUUCACCGCUUUAAUCAAUCACCUUCACCCUAACGAUGAGAAUCUCAGGAUAUACAUCAGUGGAGGCUCGUUCGGGACUGUCCCUGCACAGAUUCUUUACGGGGCAUCCUUCGACACCUUUCCACUUGGGCGAAAGAUAGCCGGGUGUCUGCUCCUGGCACCAUUUUCUCCUUUCAAAUGGGACAAGACGUAUACGAAAGGAAUGACGUGGCAGAAUUACUUCUCAGUCGGACCCCCUUCACAGCUGUUACCUUUCAGAAUCGUUCCCCGAAUGCUAGCGGCGGCGAUAUCGUCUCAGAUGAGCACGGUCGAGAAAACUGAAGUUCUCAUCAGGAAAGUCCUGUUUGACAAAGCGGAUGAAACGGAGCGCGCGGCCUUUGCGAAGUGGAGGGAACAGAAUGGUCUUGCCGAGGGUCAACUCGAAAGGGAGUCUGCAGAGAAUGCGAUGUGUAGUAUAGCAACAACCCGAGAAGGUUUCUUGGAGACGUCGGAUGACCUUCAUUGCGACUGGGGUUUCUGUCCUAAUCAGCUGGAUGAAGAGCACUCGAAGCGGCCUUUGCUGAUUGUCGCGUCGACGACUGAUGAACUGGGUCCCGAGAUGGCGGAGUGGCUUGCCAGAAAUUACGCUAACGCCAAACUCGAAUGGGUUCAAGGUGGACAUAUAGCUGCGUUGUAUGAGGUGGAUGGCAUCUGGAAGCGUUUUAUUGAGGAGGUGGAGGGAUCCAAUGUUGCCAAUUCUGAACGUUAGCAGCGCCAUCCAUGAUAAUAAUAUUUCUUUUUUCUGCUGUAAUGUUCAUUUCGUCGUUAGGUCACGGUUUUUGAUUUUUCCUACAAACACUUCUCCCGCGCCUGACAAGUAUGUUGAUUAUAUGUAGUACAUAAUAACCCUCUUCUUCACCAAAUUUUCAUUGGAUGUCUCAACUCAGUCAAGCAGCUAAGCUCAAG
Messenger RNA from Desarmillaria tabescens, 1505 nucleotides. RefSeq names its product Alpha/Beta hydrolase protein. The transcript has 2 exons. The record is from RefSeq and is a predicted model, not a curated record. The coding region runs from base 310 to 1308 and encodes 332 amino acids. NCBI's taxonomy places the organism in Eukaryota, Fungi, Basidiomycota, Agaricomycetes, Agaricales, Physalacriaceae.